Pieris napi is the source of this 1047-nucleotide messenger RNA. RefSeq lists its product as uncharacterized. The transcript has 5 exons. The record is from RefSeq and is a predicted model, not a curated record. The coding region runs from base 150 to 977 and encodes 275 amino acids. Lineage: Eukaryota; Metazoa; Arthropoda; Insecta; Lepidoptera; Pieridae.
GAUAAAAUUCAUUAUGAUGUUGUCGAGUGAGCAUGCGGCUGUGUCUGCGCCGGAAACAGUUUAUUAUUGCGUAAUUUACUUUCGCUUGUGUGAUGUGAAAGAAAUUUUAUAAUGUUAGUGAGCAAUUAGUGUGUUUACAAGUGUUUAAAAUGUUCUGGCGGACAGUACUACUUGGGGCCUUCGUGACGUCAGUGUCUGGUCAUGGGCGGGUGCUACAGCCUCCCGGUAGAGCCUCCAUGUGGCGUAUGGGGUUCAGCAGCCCACCAGACUAUGAUGAUGACGGCCUCAAUUGCGGCGGUUUCGAUAGACAAUACAGGACAAAUCGAGGAAAAUGCGGGGUCUGUGGCGACGCGUACGACAUGCGGCCCCCUCGCACCCACGAAUUAGGGGGCACAUAUGGUAAAGGCACCGUCGUUGGAACAUACAGAUCUGGACAAAUCUUGGAAGUGACAGUCGAAAUCACCGCCUUCCACAAGGGCUAUUGGUACUUCAAAAUCUGUUCAGAUCCCAAAAGGGAGACCCAGAGAUGCUUCGACAAGUACCCUUUACAUCUAGAGGAUGGUGGGGUACGCUACUACCCACCGAAGGGGGGAACCCAUAGAAUGCGUUAUCGCUUACCUAAGGGUCUUUCAUGUGACCACUGCGUUUUACAAUGGCGAUAUGUAGCUGGUAAUAACUGGGGACGAUGUGAUAAUGGAACCGAGAGUGUUGGGUGUGGAAAUCAAGAGACCUUUGGAGCCUGUUCUGAUAUAUCCAUCUCUCCGUAUAGAUAUCUUGAUGCGGAGAGUAUACCGUUGGAUAUUAAGUCUGCAGAAGGCCUCUUCAAGUUGCUUCAAAAAGCAAAUGUGGCGCCAUAUACCACAAAGCCUAAGAAAAAACCCAACAAGAAGAAAAGCCGUAGACAACCUAGAAAAAGGAAUAAGAGGAAAAGGAAAAAGGCGAAGUCUAUGGACUCUUGGAUCUCGAACUGGCUUUAAGGGUUAACAGAGGAAAUAAGUCUAGAUAUAAUUUAUCAAUAUUGAAAUAAAUACCAAAGUUUAAAAUAUU